AUGUCUGUCGACAACGGCGAUCUCCGCUGCAAGAUGGACGAUGGGAUGGGGAGUGCUGGAGAAACCACCAAGAACGACCCAAAAGCCCACGUUGUGAAAUGGAAGCCGAAGAAGAGGAGCACGAUGACGACGGCGAAGGCGCUUGGGAGCGAUAUGAUGCGACGGCGAUGCGAUGCGAGCAAGCUGGCUGGCUGGCUGGCCGGCACUGGCCCAGCGGAAGGGGGGAACAACGGUAGAACGGGCGGAAAGGAGGCCAAGGAAACAUCAGGCAACUCACCGAGUUCACUCGAUUUGGCGCGACCGUCUCACGGUAACCCAGUCUCCCACAAAGACCAACAAAGCGGGAGGUUUCUCCGAUUCCGCUCUGUCUGCACAAACUCUCGCGAUGUCGCGUGUUUGAAUGGUGGUGGUGCUGCUGCUGCUGUCCGGCGCAACCACAAAACCACGAAGGGGGGGAGGGAAGAGAAGAAAAAGAAGGGUCUUCCUGAUGGUCGGUUCGCCGGGGGGGUGCGGAUGGAGGCUAGCUAA
Messenger RNA from Neurospora crassa OR74A, 528 nucleotides. RefSeq lists its product as hypothetical. The transcript is spliced from 2 exons. Bases 1 to 528 code for a protein of 175 amino acids. Lineage: Eukaryota; Fungi; Ascomycota; Sordariomycetes; Sordariales; Sordariaceae. The record is from RefSeq and is a predicted model, not a curated record.